AUGGGACAGGAUAUGGCAAACUGGAAGGGUGACUGGGGUUUCGAGGAGGCUGUGAUGGACAUGGUUGAAAACUCGGUGCCUCCAUAUCUGAUCGAGUACGAGCGCUUUUCGCCAUUUCCCUAUCAGGCCAGCGGAACCCCUCCAGAGUCUCCUAGAAACGCGUUCGGGCUGCUCACCCUUGAGCUCAACCACUUCUUGCGAAUGUUUUUCGACAAGACAGGAAACAUGCCUGACAACAAGGAAAUACAAUUGGAAGCCUGCCGUAUCGUCUUUGCCUCGGAGAUAACGUCGUCCCUGGAUUACGAUGUUAGCGCUUUGCAUGCGUCGUGGGUGCGGGACUUGAUCACAUCGUCAGACGAAAUUACUCGGAAGGCUCGAUUCGGACCCAUCAGAUCUGUCGCCGAAAGCAUGAUGGCUGUUCUCCAAAUUAAAGGCAAACGUAGCCUUUUUGAGGAUUGUCCUUGCGAGACGCAGCUGCAAAGCUUUGUUGAUGCCCGGAGCGCAUUGGGCCUAGUUACCAUUACUGAUCUGGAGUUGCAGAACGAAGCCUCCAAGAUCGUGCUGGGAAUGGGCAAGGAAUGUGGUGUAUCGCCAUCUGACUUCGUUGCCAACUGGCUCAUCAACUUGAUCGGCUCGUCGACGGACUGGCUCACGGGGUUUAGGGCCAGAAAACGACUUCCUGCCCCCGAAAGCUCAACUAAGUCUACAAUUCAACAAUUACAAUCAACAACUCUUGGGGAUCAAGGGGGUUCUUUCAAUGAACCACUUCUGCAAACAACCACCCACCACACCGGGCUCAGUACUCACGAUGAGCGCUUCAACAACCUUUUGAAUGAAGAAAGCAGCUCUUUCCUAUCUCAACUGGGAGAUUUCGAUCCCGUAUUUACUAGUGAUCUUGAAUCGGCAGCUCUGACAAUGGGCAUUGAUACCCACGCAUCUGCGUCUCUGGUGCCGUCACCAGAUGCUGUGCCGUCUCCUCCUGUUGUCAAUGCCAAUGCACCAUGGGAGGGACGAGUCAGCCCGGGUAUGAAGGAAGACAAGAUGGACUUGGAACUUCCGCCAGCAUUGUCUAGGGUAAAGGCCAACUAUGCCUUCUUCAACGACGCCAACUUCAACCGGUGGCUAGCCCUUGAGCUCCGACGUUGGGUUGCAUCAACCAUGUCACCGAACAACCCCAAUUGCCACAUUCCCACAGAUCAGGAGCUACAGCAUCAAGCUCGCUUCAUUGUUUUUGAAGAGUAA
Colletotrichum gloeosporioides is the source of this 1242-nucleotide messenger RNA. RefSeq lists its product as uncharacterized. The transcript has 3 exons. The coding region runs from base 1 to 1242 and encodes 413 amino acids. NCBI's taxonomy places the organism in Eukaryota, Fungi, Ascomycota, Sordariomycetes, Glomerellales, Glomerellaceae. The record is from RefSeq and is a predicted model, not a curated record.